Protopolystoma xenopodis is the source of this 594-nucleotide messenger RNA. The record is from the annotation of a GenBank genome assembly. NCBI's taxonomy places the organism in Eukaryota, Metazoa, Platyhelminthes, Monogenea, Polystomatidea, Polystomatidae.
GCCACCGACAACAACCGCCCAAGUACUCCUGGUACCGGUUCCUUUUCUGCAUGUCAAUCUCCUUCACAGUCAAGUUACUCCUUCCUGGCCGAUGAUGAGGCAAGUGGCACUGGUGCUGGCAGCUCUCUGAGUCCGGCCUCUGGUAGCGGGCAUUUCACUCAGCCAAGUCAGUCACGUCUGCAGCAGCAACAGCAGCCACAGCCUUCUGGAUCGACCUACCACUCAACGGGAGGAGUUUCAUGUGCUACCGAUUCCUACCAUCAUCAUACUGGUUCGGGCUCGGUCCAGGGUACCGUAGGGGGGUCCUUGAAUAACCAAGCUGUGACAUACUCCGGUUACCCUCAGCAACCACUUGGUUCCAAUUCCUCAGCCGCACAAUCUCUACCCCAGCAGAUGCACUCCCACCAUGGAAAUGUGCACUCGCUUCAACAUCAAAUACAACAGCACUCGCAGCAGCAACAGCAGCCUCAAUCCCAACAACAGCUGCAAUCACAGCAGCAACAGCAGCAGAUGCUAUCUCAACAGAUGGCUAACUCCUAUGGCCUCUCUAGCCAUGUAUCUAGUGGUGGACCAUCUCCAUCCAGUCAAGGUUAG